UAUUUGACAUUCUUCACCCGCUUCACCCGCUUGGCGCAUUUUGUGGCGACAAAAUUUGUCGGACGCCGAUUGAUUCCGCGUGGAAAAUAUUUAAAUUUACUUUAUACAGUCGCUGGUGUAUGUCCUUUAAAUUGUAAAGUUAUGGAGUUCUUAGAAUAUAACGAUGUGUCUGCUGAAAUUAAGGGAACCAUGGUUCCAGGGAGGUUGAAAAUGACGGACCAAAAUAUAAUAUUCAAAAACAGCAAAACUGGCAAGGUCGAGCAAGUAUCAGCGAACGACAUAGAGCUUGUUAACUUUCAGAAGUUCAUAGGCUCUUGGGGCCUUCGUGUCUUCAUGAAAAACGGCACUCUACAUAGAUAUGGAGGUUUUAAAGAAGGGGAACAAGAGAAAGUGGCCAAGUUCUUCAAGGCAAACUACAACAAGGACAUGUUGGAGAAAGAGCUGUCGCUCAAGGGCUGGAACUGGGGCACGGCUAAGUUUAACGGAGCCGUGCUGAGCUUCAAUGUUGGUACAAAUACAGCCUUCGAGAUCCCAUUGCACUACGUCUCACAGUGCAACACUGGCAAGAAUGAAGUCACUCUUGAGUUCCAUCAGAAUGAUGACACACCAGUAUCUCUCAUGGAGAUGCGGUUCCACAUCCCAACCAAUGAGCUGGCUGGAGACAUGGACGCCGUGGAGGCGUUCCACCAGCAGGUCAUGAACAAGGCCAGCGUCAUAUCCGUCUCUGGGGAUGCCAUCGCCAUCUUCAGGGAACUGCAAUGCCUCACACCUCGUGGUCGCUACGACAUCAAAGUGUUCCAGACGUUCUUCCAGCUCCACGGUAAAACGUUUGACUACAAGAUACCCAUGUCGACCGUGUUACGUCUGUUCCUGCUCCCCCAUAAGGAUACGAGGCAAAUGUUCUUUGUGGUUUCCCUAGACCCCCCCAUCAAGCAGGGUCAGACCAGGUACCACUAUUUGGUACUGCUGUUUGGCAUUGAAGAGGAAACCAGCUUGGAAUUACCAUUUACUGAAGAGGAGCUGAAGGAGAAAUAUGAAGGGAAAAUCACCAAAGAGUUGUCAGGACCCACUUAUGAAGUGCUUGCGAAAAUUAUGAAGGUCAUCAUCAACAGGAGAGUGACUGGUCCAGGCGAUUUCUUGGGGCACCAUAAGACGCCGGCCAUCGCGUGCUCGUACAAGGCGGCGGCCGGCUACCUGUACCCGCUGGAGAAGGGCUUCAUCUACGUGCACAAGCCGCCCGUACACAUUCGUUUUGAGGAGAUCGCCUCCGUCAACUUCGCCAGAGGAGGCGCGUCUUCCACCAAAUCUUUCGACUUUGAGAUAGAACUGAAAUCAGGCAGCAUCCACACCUUCAGCAGCAUCGAAAAGGGCGAAUACGACAAACUUUUCAACUACAUCACCACCAAGAAACUUCACGUCAAGAACACUGGCAAAAACGACAAAGCGCUGUACGACGACGACUUCGGCGACUCGGACACGGAGAAGGAGCCCGACGCGUACCUCGAGCGCGUCAAGGCCGAGGCCAAGGAGCGCGACUCCGAGGACAGCGACGACGACGAGAGCACCGACGAGGACUUCAACCCCGACAAGGCCAAGGAGAGCGACGUCGCCGAGGAGUACGACACAAACCCCUCAUCAUCAGAAGACUCCGACGCGUCGGGAGCGUCUAACGACAGCAAGAAAGAAAAGAAAAAGGAAAAGAAACCAAAGAAGACCAUCACAAUAUCAGAAGCGCCUCGCAAGCGCAAGGAGAAGUCGAAGAAGCGCGAGAAAGACGCGAACGCGCCCAAGCGGCCCGCCACCGCGUUCAUGCUGUGGCUCAACGAAAACCGCAAGGGCAUCAUCGACGAGAACCCCGGCAUCAAGGUCACCGAGAUCGCCAAGAAGGGCGGCGAGCUGUGGCGCGACCUCAAGGACAAGUCGGAAUGGGAGGAGAAGGCGGGCAAGGCCAAAGAGGAGUACAACCAGGCGAUGAAGAAGUACAAGGAGAGCGGCGCCGCCGACGAGUUCCAGCAGAAGAAAAAACAGGCCGACAAGGAGCGCCGCGCCGCCGACAAGAAGGCCAAGGCGCCUGCCGCUAAAAAGACAAAGAGCACGGUGGGCACCGGCUCCGGCGCCAAGUUCACCAGCAAGGAGUACAUCGAGGACGACUCCAGCUCCUCCGACUCCGACAAGGAGAAAGACAAGAAGAAGGACAGCAAGGACGCUAAGGAGUCAAAGAAGAAGGCAAAGGCGUCUUCAUCCGAAGCUUCUGGCUCGGGCUCCGACAGCGGCAGCGGCAGCGACUGAGGCGCGCGCCCGCGAGUCCACCGCUCCGCGCACACAAGCUGCCAAAUUGCCUAAAUCAUUUAUAUCACGUUUGACCAGAACGGGACCACGACUGUGCCGUUGGCGGCUCCGAAACAUUGUUUUUUUUAUCGUGUCCGUGAGUGUUACAAUACUGUUAAACAGUUUGACGUGUUAAAUUACCGAUUUAAAAGACUGAUCCAAUUUUGUCGUCAUGAUGGGCGAACAGAACUCACAGGCGAUCGCCUCUUGAACGGACGACGGCACAUCAAGAUUUAUAAACACUGGGGCAUCUUAUACAGUUGUCAUAGGUGCUAUUUUUGCAAGAAAAAUUUAUAAGGCUGAUGUGCUGUCUUAAGUGGCAGUUGUUUUAUUAACACUUGCCUAAAUCAGAGUAUAAUAAAUAAAUUCUCAAAAUGUUUUACCACUAUAAAACUAUGUGUCUCAAUGUUGUAUAGAUGACCUACACUGAACUGUCCCACCAAACUCAUUGACAGGGGGCGCCACCAUCGUUCAACUAUAAUGUAUAGUUUCCAAAAUGGCAAAAAUCGGAACCAGCGAUCCGGUAUUGACGGUGGCGCCCCCCUGUCAAUGUCUCGGGUGGGACAGUUCAUUGUAUUGGGUCUUUAAUCUGUGUGAUUUGUUAUUGUCCCUUUGUGUCAAAUUGACAUAAAUUAUUAUGUAAUUUGCGUGUGUGCGCACCCACUUAACAUGAACAACAACAACUGACUGGUAUUACAAAUUCUAACAUUGAUAAAAUGGUAUAAUAUGUAAUCACUAACAAAGUUCGGUUAUUGUAUACAGGGUGUCUCAAAAUUAGCACUUCACACUGACACCAGAGGUAGAGGGCCUGACUGACACUCAUCCAACGAGUCUUGUAUGUCAGUUUUUUAAAUCCCAUCUAACUUUUCUAUGGAAUUAAAAUUUUAUGAAAUGAAAUUUUUCAUGGACAUAUUUGGCUUCUUUGAUGCGUCUUAGGCGCAUCUGCCUUCGGUGUUAGUGUCACGUGCAUAAUAUUUUAAUAUAGUUAGUUGUUGUUGUGCAGAUUAUCCUUAAUUAUGAUAAUACCUCCUUCAUUCUCAUUGCUAAUCAUGUUCAUUGAAUCUUGUGUUGUACGAAUAUCUUAAACUUAGUAUGUACCUAGUUGUGAUAUUUUAUUUUGUUAAUUCAUUCCCUGCUAAAUUGUACAUAAUGUAUUGUAGUGUUAGCUAGUGUU
Messenger RNA from Ostrinia furnacalis (Asian corn borer), 3502 nucleotides. RefSeq names its product structure specific recognition protein (gene Ssrp). The coding region runs from base 142 to 2289 and encodes 715 amino acids. Gene Ontology annotation, cellular component: nucleus; FACT complex. Gene Ontology annotation, molecular function: DNA binding; histone binding; nucleosome binding. Gene Ontology annotation, biological process: regulation of chromatin organization. Lineage: Eukaryota; Metazoa; Arthropoda; Insecta; Lepidoptera; Crambidae. The record is from RefSeq and is a predicted model, not a curated record. The transcript is spliced from 14 exons.